ACUCCCAUACGGCAUUUACAUUGCACGUGUGUUUCUAGCUAGUUUAUAGUCAAAAUGGCUAAGUCAAAAACUGCACGAAAGAGUGGAGAAACUAUGAAGAUGACAAGUUCCCGUGAGACGGUGGUCCAGGGGAUGGAUGACGAGGAUGAAGUGGAGCUUCAUCAAGCACUGGCUGAUGACAAUAUUAGUGCUAGUGAGGAUGAGGGAGGCAGCGAUGACGAGAGGAAACACUGCAAACUGCUGGAGGCCAUCAGCUCGCUCGGGGGGAAGAAGAGGAAGAAGCUUACUGAACGGUCUGAAGCAAGCAUUCAGGUGUCAGAAUUCACAGUCAAUGCAGAAGGUGAAGGAGACAAAAUAAAUAUGUCUGACCUCAUUGGAACCUUGGAUAAGACCCCCAGUGCCUUAAUGAAGAUGAAAAAGCAGCUGAAGAACCUUCAACAUAACCAGAGCACCCUGGAGACACCCCUGACCAGGAAGGAGACAGAAAGGAUCCAAAGAGAAGUGGCUUUUGAGAAAACGUCAAAAGAGGUGUCUCGCUGGCAGAGUGUGGUCCUACAGAACCAGAAGGCGGAGCAGCUGGUCUUCCCACUGAACCAGGAGCCCUCUGGACCCAAACGCAUGGAGCAGGUGGUAGCUGGAUGGAAGGCUCAAACCCCCCUAGAACAGGAGAUAUUCAGCCUCCUACGCAUGAACAAGCAGCCUCUCCAUGACCCUGUCCUGACACCCACUGAGGAGGCCUCUCUGAGGGCCAUGAGUCUGGAGGAGGCCAAGAUCCGUCGUGCAGAACUUCAAAAAGCCAGAGUACUACAGUCUUAUUAUGAAGCGAAAGCCAAAAGGGAAAGAAAAAUAAAAAGCAAGAAAUACCACAGGGUACAGAAGAAAGUGAUGCGUAAGGAGUAUCUGAAACAGUUUGAUGAAAUGGUUAAGACAGACCCUGCUGCUGCCUUGGAGGAACUGAAGAAGAUGGAACUGUCAAGAAUGAAGGAACGAAUGUCUCUGAAGCACCAGAACAGUGGCAAAUGGGCCAAGUCCAAGGCCAUCAUGGCAAAAUAUGAUGAUGGGGCUCGCAAAGCCAUGCAGACGCAGCUGGAAGUGAACAAAGAUCUGACCCAGAAGUUGGUAAUACCUGCUGACGAAGAUGAGGAGGAGGAUGAAGAGGAUUCAGCAGAGACCUUGCCAGACUUUGUGAAUGACGCAGAGCCCAUACUGGACCAGGUGAAUCCAUGGAUGAGAGGCAAGCUUUCUACAGAGCCUACGGUGCAGGAGGAAAGCAGCUGUAUACAGUCUCCUGUUGUUGGUCACGGAGAAGUGGGAAAACCAGGAGAAGGACAGGAUGACCAAGAGGAGGAUGAGGACCAGAUGGAGGAAACCGAAGAAGAUGCACUUUUAAGAGGGUUUGAGGAGAGGCGGAAAUUGCGUCAAACUGAAGAUGUUGAGGUUGCACCCAUGUCUAUGGUGGAGAAUGACGAUGGGAAGAAAGCUGAGACUGGAGAGAUCUCUGACGAUGAUGAGGAGGCUGGGCUCUCAGAGUUCACCAGCCUGUUCCAUGGGCUAGUGAAGAACCACGUGGAGCCUCCAGCUGACCAACCCAAGGCAGCGGCAGGUGUAGGCCAGGGGGAGAGCCCUGCCCUGCUGGAGGAGGGCCUGGUGCGGGUUAGGACCCUGGAGGAUGUGGAGCUGCUCAGUCAGGACGUCUCUGCCAAUGACCCAGCACCUCUAAUCACCCAGACUCCAAGCACAGAGGAAACAGACCCUCAGUCUGCAACUCAACAGACAAAGAGAAAGAGAAAGAGAGUGAUUGAUCCAAAUGAGGUUCUGACCAAGGAGGCGAAGGUCAUCAAAGUGCCGUUGGCUCCAACAGCUGUCGAGGAUGUUGAGGACAAGGAGGAACAGAGGGUCAUCAUUAAAGAGGCCUUUGCAGGGGAUGAUGUCAUCUCCGACUUCCUGAAGGACAAAAGGAAACAGGAGGAAGCAGGAAGGCCGAAGGUUAUUGACCUGACUUUGCCUGGAUGGGGAGAGUGGGGAGGCCUCGGUCUCCAACCCUCUCGUAGCAAACGCAAGAGAUUCCGGGUAAAAGUUGCUCCUCCUCCACCAAGGCAAGACCAAAAGCUCCCUAACAUCAUCAUCUCAGAGAAGCGGGAUUCCUCCAUUGCUGCACACCAGGUGAGUCAGUUACCAUUCCCAUUUGAGAACCCCACACAGUUUGAGCGCACCAUCCGUUCUCCUGUUGGCCGCACCUGGAACACCCAAAACACAGUGCAGAAGAUCACGGCGCCAAAGGUCGUCACCCAGUUAGGUGCCAUCAUUGAGCCAAUUGCUCGGGAGGACUUAAUAAAGGACAACAGACAGGCAGUCACAGGGAAAGGGCCCAAUAUAAACCUGGAGUCAGACCAAGGCGCUCAGAAGAAAAGACGCUCGCAGCAAAAGAAGAAACACAAACACAAAAAGAACUGAUGGUCCUACGGGUUGUCAUCACUGAAAUGUCUGAGACUGUUGAUAAGAACUCUUUCUGUUCAUUAGGUUAGGGGCUCGAUACAAUCCGUAUCCCUGAAGUUCAGCGCUAUUGUGCGAUUAAAUAUAAAGGUAAUUUCCGAUUUGAGCUGACGUAUGCAGCAUUUCCAGUGAAUGCCGUCUCCGCGAACGCAGAAACAUUGCCUUUUAAAUGUCAAGCACGCUGUAACGCUGAUAUUCAGCGCUACAGAUUGAAUCGAGCCCUCCGGUUGUAUUUCAGUGUUGAGGGUUCUGUGUCUACUGGUUGUCUGUCUAUUUUAGUGACUGAUUCAGAUGAGAGGAAACCAAGCUGUGUGCUUUCUGGGCAAUUGUGACUAUUUACCAUUACCUGCCUCUGUAAGGAUUGUCAGUUGGCCUGUUGGUUCUUAGGGAGUUGUGCACUCCUGAUUUAAAAUAGAAGCUCAAAUGAGACCAUGACCUCAUGAAAUUAUAUUGUGAAUCUUUGAUGAUAUGUCAACAAAAAUCAGGUAAUCAGAGGAUAUAAAAGUAAACUUUCAUGUAAAUGUAUUUUUAUGUAAUUGUUUUGUUGGUUUCAAGUGCUUAAUAAAACAAAUGAAACCUAAUAAACC
Molecule: messenger RNA, 3080 nt
Organism: Coregonus clupeaformis (lake whitefish)
Lineage: Eukaryota; Metazoa; Chordata; Actinopteri; Salmoniformes; Salmonidae
Exons: 15
Coding region: 55-2454 (799 amino acids)
Biological process (GO): rRNA processing
Cellular component (GO): nucleolus; small-subunit processome
Source: RefSeq, a predicted model, not a curated record